Messenger RNA from Folsomia candida, 601 nucleotides. RefSeq lists its product as uncharacterized. Lineage: Eukaryota; Metazoa; Arthropoda; Collembola; Entomobryomorpha; Isotomidae. Bases 188 to 514 code for a protein of 108 amino acids. The record is from RefSeq and is a predicted model, not a curated record. The transcript has 3 exons.
UAUGAAUGGGUCCUAAAAUUACAACCUGCUCUUCACAUUUAUGCACGUUUUAUCAAGAAAUUCUAUAAAAUGAGGUGCAUCUUACGAACGUUAUUUCAGUCGAAAUACAUAAGUCAACCAAAUAAACUCACUCGAUCUUUCCUCUCAACUAUUUUUUGAACCUGCGAAAUUCACAACUCGCUAAAAAAUGCGUCCGUUAACUUUAUUGAUAACCCUUGUACUCCUUGGUGCCACUCUGACUAAUGUGAAUGGAGACUAUCUCCUCGAACAACCCCAACGGCAAUUACAAUCACAUCCGGUCAUCAUUACCCAAAGCCCAGGCGCCGAGAGGAGGAAUUUUGGAAAUGGCCUUUUCGAGAUAGAUCAUCACAUCAACAAUAUGUUGUACAUGAUGCCGUGGAGCUUUCACCUCGGAUACCCACCUCUGCCUCUCAUCCCUCCACCAAUGCACUACCCGGGCAUUAUGGGGAACCAAAACCAAGGAGGUUUCUUUGGUGGGGGACAAGGCUACUGAACUUCAUCACGUAUAAUACUUACUUAAUAUUUUGUACAAAGUCAAAGUCAUCAUUCUUAAUUUUUUUAUCAAAAAUUUGAAUACUGC